GGUCAGUUGUGUGGUUGUAGGUUGUAAUUGCAUUGGCUAAAGAGCUUUUUGGAUUGGAUACGUAAAGUAUCAAAAUCGAAGAAGAAAUACAUGAAAAUGUAAACGUCAAAUUUUUUAAAGUUGACAAAACUCAAUUUCAAAAUUUUUUGUAAAAAUGUUUGAGUUCGGGGAUGGAGAAGAGUACGACUUUGCUCCCACAGAAGCUUCAAAACUUGCAUCUCUAUUUGGGGCUUCUAUUCUACAAAUUCCCAAUGAGACAGAUUUAACAUAUACUGCCCCUAAACAACCCACUCUAGACCAUAAAGAUGGACAGAAUGAUUCAAAAAUCCUAAAACAACCAAAUACAAAAGUUUUAUUGGUUAAAGUAAUUAAUUUAUGGAAGUUGGAAGACAAAACGUACAAGUCUUUGGGGAAACAUGGAUUGGGCCUAAUAGGUUCUGCAGAUUUGAAAACACAAGAACUUAUUGCUUACAAAUCAAAAGAUUCAGUAAUAUUAAGGGCAAAAGUUUCUGAAAAGUUCCUCUUUUUUAUUCAGAAAGAUAACUUUUCCUCAUUUCAUGACAAUGACCUACAAAACUGGCUUGUUAAAUUUGAAAAUAAUGACCAAAUUGAGUUUAGUAAUGUAAUAAAAUCAUAUGGCGGCAGAGUAAUAGAUUCUACUAAAGAAUCAGCAGCAAUAAUACCUAAAAAUGCUGAAACUGAUAAACCCAAACCAGAUCUUUUGCCAAAACCUCAGAAUUUAGGAACUGGUGAUCAAGAAUCAGAUAGCUCAGAAAAAAGAACCAAUAUAUUGAACAGAAUCUCUAAAUUGGGACAGCAGACUGUUCUAAGACCCAUAUCAACAGCUUCGGAUGCUUCUGAUCAUGAGGAAAUAACCAAAAGUAGAAAACAUAGAAAAGCUAAAAAAGGAACCUCUGAAAAGGCUAAAAUCAAAGAAGAAAAUCGACAACUAGAACAAUUGCCUAUUGAAGGCCAUCAGCAAUUGGUUAGAAAUGAAUUAGCAUUAAAUAACUUAGUAGGUGUUCCUUCUACAAGCUACCCAAUGUGGGUCACACAUCAACCUGACAUCAGUAAUUAUCUUCUUACUCAAAAUCUUGACUUAAAACAGACUUUAGCUACAAUUUCUUCAAAGCUAGAUUCCAUAAAUAAUCCAAAACCAAGCAAUGACAAUAGUACUUUAGUUUCUAAGUUAAAAGCGUUGGAAGUUAAAGCAGAAAAUUUAGAAGCUACAGCUGAAUGCUAUAAGCAGAAAUAUGAAGAAUUAGAAGUGAAAUACUUGGAUUUGUUAAAUAAAGAUAAUAAUAGGUUAUUAGAAAGCAGCCUUUUAAUUACUAAUUUGGAAGGUCAAAUUUCUACAUUAAAAUUACAACUGGAAGUAGCCAAUGAAGGGGUAACUGAGUUAAAGAAACAAUCUGAUGUCUACGAAAAUGCUCAGAUAAUGCUUAAGGAAUAUGAAGAGACAAUAGAAGAUCAAAAAGUCAGAUUAACUGAACUAGAACAGUUUUAUGAACAAAAUAAAGACUUCACUGAAAAAAAAGAAGCAAUUAAUUCCCUAGGCAAUGUAGUAAAUGACUUGAAUCAACGAUUAAAAGCUUAUGAAGACAAGUUGACUGCAUCUGAAUUAGAACGAGAACAUUUGCGUCAACAGCAAGACCUCACUAUUAGGAGUAUUGGUAAUUUAAUUAAAAUAUCUAUGAACGAAAUGUAUCAGAACAUUUUGAGUAAUUUUAAUGAGGAUUAUUCCUAUACUUACAGUGAAUUAAAAUCUCCAAUUGCUGAAAAUAUGAAAGGGGCUACUCUUAAUUUAAUCGAGAAUAUUACUGAGAGGCUCAUUGUUGACCAGAAGCCAUCUGAAUGAAAGACUGAUUUUUAGAGUAGAGAAAAUAAAGAGAUUAUAUUGUUAAAUCAUUUAUCUGUAAAAAUGUUAUUUGUAUAUUAUUUUAAAUAUUCUUGAUUUGUUAAGAACUUUUUAAUUGUCAAUUGACUGCCUACGAAAUUCAUUGUCACUAGGUUAUUUGUAUACUAUUUUAAAGAGAUUCUUGACUAUUUAAGAACUUUUUAAUAGUUAAUCGAACCUGAUUAACCAUGUAACAGUAAAGGUACAAAGAAUGCUGUAAACUCAAUUGAGCUAAUGUAGGCAAAAAUAAAAUUUCAUUAUGAUUUAAACAAAGGCAAACUAACCUUAAUAAAAAAAAAUUACUUAAUGUUUUACAUGAUAUUUAAAUUUAUUUGUAUAGCAUUCGCUACCAUAUUGAUAUGAUAACAUGCAAAAGAGCUAACUCUAAACUUGCAGAUAAUGUUUAGAAUUUGUUAAAUUCGUUCAUUGUCUAUAAAUGUUAGUGAGUGAAAUUAUUUCAUUUAUAACGUAUCUCAUCAAUUUAAAUAUUUGAUGUGUUUAAUUAAUUCUAUGGAAAUAUCUUUAAUUGGAGUUAGCUGGUUUACCUACAAGUUAUUAUA
Molecule: messenger RNA, 2457 nt
Organism: Psylliodes chrysocephalus
Lineage: Eukaryota; Metazoa; Arthropoda; Insecta; Coleoptera; Chrysomelidae
Source: the annotation of a GenBank genome assembly